This is a messenger RNA of Suillus clintonianus, 921 nucleotides long. RefSeq lists its product as uncharacterized. Bases 1 to 921 code for a protein of 306 amino acids. NCBI's taxonomy places the organism in Eukaryota, Fungi, Basidiomycota, Agaricomycetes, Boletales, Suillaceae. The record is from RefSeq and is a predicted model, not a curated record. The transcript is spliced from 3 exons.
AUGCCAAAGAGAGCGAUGGGUUCCAUGCUGGAAAGAAAGGUCAGGGUGGAAAGAACAGAUGGAGUGAACAAAGUGGAAGAUGCUAACCUUGAAGCGGGCGGACAGGCCGAAGGGAGCGGGUGGUCUGAUGCUGCCAAAAAAAAAGGUGAAAUUGAGGAUCUCGCCGUCGUUCUGGCUCAUAGACUGAUAGAGGUGCAGGAGAAAUGGAUGGGCGGGCAGGCCGAUAGACUGAUAGAGGUGAAGGAGAAAUGGAUGGGUGGGCAGGCCGAACGUCCGGAGCUGACAUUCUCAUGGAGCUUGGAGGAGAAAUGGAUGGGCGGGCAGGCCGAACGUCCGCAAACGGACAGGCUGAAGAGAGUGAAGAAAAUGAAAAGGUCAGAGUCCACAGAACGGACAGACCAGAGAAAGAGAAAGACACGCACAAAAGGGAAAUUGGCCCCUGGCAGGCAAGAACGACAGGAACGGAGGUCCAACGAACGAUUGUACGGCGGGCGCACGACGCGCGCCUCCACAUUCGCUCCCAAAUGGCUAGCGGGCGCCCCAAGAUCUCGCUCAGAUCUUGGUCUUGAAUGGGGCCGCCGGAUCUCGCGCAGAUCCACCCCAGCUAAGGGGCCUCAGCCAAAGUGGGAGUCGAGUGUUCAGCGUUGGCCACAGCGCCGCCGUGCAAAAGCCGGAAAAGGGACGACGCUGAAAACGAAAGGAUCGGCACGAACGAACCUCUGUGGGACGACGACGACGACGACGCAACGGGUGUUUGGGGGGGUGGGAAACGACGGCGGUCGGGGUUUGAAAAAAAAAAACCCCGUUCAGUCAUGUACACAGGUGGUGACCCCGGUUGGCUUUGGCGGGGGUCACCAGCGAGGUCACCAGGCUGGGGUGGUACCCGGGGGUAUACUCUAUGUAUCUCAGUCUCUCAGAUGA